Molecule: messenger RNA, 1618 nt
Organism: Paramecium octaurelia
Lineage: Eukaryota; Ciliophora; Oligohymenophorea; Peniculida; Parameciidae
Source: the annotation of a GenBank genome assembly
AUGGAAUAAAGUUUAUUCAUCUCAUAACAAGAAAUAGAACAAGUCAAUAAAUUAAAUACCAUCAACAUUAAUGUCGGUGUCUUAGGACAUAUUGAUUCUGGCAAGACAUCGCUGGUUAAGACAUUAUCUAAAGUAAUGAAUCUAUCUACCAUUUAGAUCACAUCAACAGCCUCAUUAGAUAAGAACCCUUAGAGUUAAGAGAGGGGAAUUACUUUGGAUCUGGGGUUCAGUGCAUUUUAUACUCGUAAUCCAAAUGAAUAGGGAAAGUAUCCACAAUAAAUCAUUUAAGAUAUUUUCAAUUUACAUUAGUCGAUUGUCCUGGACAUGCAUCAUUAAUUAAGACCAUCAUAGGAGGAGCACAAAUUAUUGAUAUGAUGUUUUUAGUAGUUGAUGUGACCAAAGGCAUUUAAACUUAAACUGCCGAAUGUUUAGUCAUUGGUGAGAUAUUGGCUGAUAAAUUAAUUGUGGUCUUGAACAAAAUAGACCUAGCAACUGAAGAAGUAAUUAGUAAACAAAAAAAAAUUAUUGCUAAUGUUCUAUCCAAGACAAAGUUUGGAAAUUAAGUCCCAUUAGUACCAGUCUCAGCCAUCUAAGCACUUGGAAUAGAAGAUUUAUUAGGAAUUUUACUUCAAAAUAUCACCAUCCCGAAUCGAUAGACCUAAUUGAAUAAGGGUCUGUUGUUUAUGAUUGAUCAUUGCUUCUAAAUAAAGGGAUAAGGAACAGUCACUACUGGCACCAUCAUACAAGGAUCCAUGAAGCCAAACGAUGAAGUCUUUUUUCCUAUGCUCAAUUUGAAUAAAAAGAUCAAAAGUCUAUAAAUGUUCAAGAAACCUGUGUAAAUUGGAGAACCUGGCGAUAGAAUAGCUGCCUUAUUCACUAAUCUAGAUGCAAAAGAGAUUGAGAGGGGGAUUGUUUGUUAACCAGGGAUUGUAUCACUGUUAGAAAACAUAGUUAUUGAUUUCAAGAAGAUUAGUUAUUAUAAAGGAUAAUUAAAGUCUUAGAAUAAAUUUCAUGUCACUUCAGGUCAUUUGACUGUCAUGGGAUAAUUGAAAUUGAUCAUAAGACCCAAGAAUUUAUAAUUGGAGAUCAAUAGUGAAGGGGAAUACCUGGAGGAUUAUGAAGGUAUGUAUUGAUUAUAAUCUCUUUAGAUUAUGUAAAACUUCAAGAGAAGUACAACUUGUAUGGUGUAUUAUAAUUGGAAAAACCAUUAAUUGCAUCAAUGAAUUCUUUGGUUAUUGCUUCAAAAUUGGAUACUGAUUUAGAAGCAAAUAUUUGUAGAAUUGCAUUUUAUGGAAACAUUCUGUACUCUUACUCAGCUUAAUAAAUAUUUCAAUAGAACUUUUUAAGAAUUUUCAGAAAGAAGACUAAAAAUGGAAAGGUGGAAAAGGUGAUAGACAAUUACACUUUACUUAUUAAGGAUUUAUUUAAGAAAGAAACAAAUAUUGCGAAUUACAUAGGAAAGUUGAUUGUUAUUAAAUAAGGGAAUAUACAAGGGAAGAUUGAUAGCGCAUUUGGGAAGAGUGGAAAAGUGAAAGUGUUUGUUGAAUCAGGAACUAAUUAAGACAUGGCUAAUAGUGAUGUUGUUAUGAUUUAUAAGAAAUAUCUAUUUCAUAAAUGA